AUGGCUUCCGACCAGAGGGGCCCCGAGCCCCAGGAUGAGGACUACCUCCUGCGGCAAAACACACCAACAACACUCCACGAUCAGACCGCCAAUAAUACAGCCGUGGCAGCCGUGGACCUCAUCAGCGAAGAUGAGCGGAACACUCUCGUUCGCAUUGCCACCCAAGAGUCUAUAAGGCGGCGCUCCAGCGUCUACACCCAGCCGACAGCGAAGAAAACAGACACCUUGGAUGUGAUCCGCGAGGAUAACCCUAGUCUCGACCCGCAGGGAAAGAACUUCGACCUGGGGAAGUGGCUGGCCUUUGCGUUGAAUGAGCUACGUCCGGAGAGCGCUCGCGACCAUCGGCCGGGCAUCGUGUUCAAAGACCUUACCAUCUCGGGCACCGGAGCUGCCGUCCAAUUCCAAGACACCUUGGCAUCCACUUUCUCCGCACCCUUCCGCAUCGGACAGCUCCUCCGCGAUCGUCACUCGGCACCGAAGCGCAUCCUGAACCAGUUCAAUGGGCUGGUGAAGAGCGGAGAGUUGCUCUUGGUUCUUGGCCGGCCCGGAGCUGGCUGCAGUACGUUUCUGAAGUCGCUUUGUGGUGAGCUUGACGGAUUGAGCAUUAACGAAGACAGCGUCAUCCACUACAAUGGGAUCCCUCAGCAACAGAUGACAAAGGAGUUCAAGGGCGAGGUCCUGUACAACCAGGAGGUCGACAAACACUUUCCUCACCUCACCGUCGGUCAAACCCUUGAAUACGCGGCCGCCAUGCGAACCCCACAGCACCGGUUCAAGGGGAUGUCGCGAGACGAGUACGCACAGCACGUGGCCAAGGUUGUCAUGGCCAUCGUUGGCUUGAGUCACACAUACCAUACAAAGGUCGGAAACGAGUUUAUUCGCGGAGUUUCCGGCGGAGAGCGCAAGCGCGUCAGUAUUGCCGAGAUGGCUUUGGCGGCCUCUCCCUUGGCUGCGUGGGAUAACUCCACCCGCGGUCUGGAUUCUGCCACAGCAUUGAAAUUCGUCCAGUCUCUUCGUUUGUUCGGCGACCUGACCGGCUCGGCACAUGCGGUUGCCAUCUACCAGGCCAGUCAGAGCAUCUAUGAGAUCUUUGAUAAGGUGACGCUGCUGUAUGAGGGUCGUCAGAUCUACAUGGGGCCGGCAUCGGCGGCCAAGGCGUUCUUCGAAAAGCAGGGCUGGGAGUGUCCCGCGAGACAAACCACCGGAGACUUCUUGACUUCCGUGACCAACCCUCAGGAGCGCCAGGCACGCCCGGGCAUGGAAGACCAAGUCCCUCGGACUCCGGAUGAUUUCGAGGCUUAUUGGCGCCGGUCACCGGAGUAUCAAAAGCUGAUUGGCGAAGUUGCUUCGUAUGAGCAGCAGUACCCAUUGCAUACCGACCAAACAACCCAGACCGGGUUUCAUGAGCGCAAGUGGGUAGCUCAAGCCAAGCACACCCGGCCCAAGUCGCCGUUUCUGCUGAGCGUGCCCAUGCAAGUCAAGUUAAACACGAGACGGGCAUACCAGCGACUGUGGAAUGACGUCCAGUCCACCCUCACCACCGUCUUCGGGCAGAUUGUUAUGGCCCUGAUUAUUGGCUCCGUUUACUAUGAUUCCCCUAACGACACGGCCUCUUUCACUUCCAAGGGAGCGGCCCUUUUCUUCGCUGUUCUCCUGAAUGCUUUGACCGCGAUGUCUGAAAUCAAUUCACUUUACGCCCAACGUCCAAUUGUCGAAAAGCAGGCAUCCUAUGCGUUUUAUCAUCCAGCUACCGAAGCGAUCGCGGGAGUCGUCAGCGAUAUACCGGUCAAGUUUAUCCUUGCUAUUGCUUUCAAUGUCAUCCUUUACUUCAUGGUUAACCUGCGACGUGAGCCCGCCCAAUUCUUCAUCUAUUUCCUGAUCUCAUUCAUGAUUAUGUUUGUCAUGAGCGCGGUCUUCCGCACGAUGGCAGCCAUCACCAAAACAGUUUCCCAGGCCAUGACCUUAGCAGGUGUUCUGAUUCUGGCUCUUGUUGUCUACACUGGGUUUGUGUUGCCCGUCCCGUCUAUGCAUCCGUGGCUGGGUUGGAUUCACUAUAUUAAUCCGAUAUACUAUGCCUUCGAAAUUCUGGUCGCCAACGAGUUUCAUGGCCGUGAAUUUCCGUGCUCCUCGUUUAUCCCGUCUUAUGCGAACAUGGAUGGCACUUCCUUUAUUUGCUCUACCUCUGGAUCAGUCGCGGGCAGCAAGUUGGUCAGUGGUGACCAGUACAUCGCCCUCAAUUUUGAGUACUAUUACAGCCACGUGUGGCGGAACUUUGGGAUUCUGAUUGCCUUUCUCAUCGGUUUCAUGGCUAUAUACUUCGCCGCGACAGAGCUCAACUCCUCUAACACCAGCACCGCCGAAGUUCUCGUCUUCAAUCGCAGUCAGAUCCCCGCCUUCGAACGCACCCAGGGCUCCAAGUCUUCCGACGUCGAGAACGGGAUUGAACUUGGUGCUGUCAAGGAGCCUGGCACGGACGAGGAACCACGGGAGCUGGCCGCUCUGGCGCGACAGGAAGAUAUCUUCACCUGGCGCGAUGUUUCGUAUGAUGUAGACAUCAAGGGAGAGACACGCCGGCUGCUCGACCAUGUGUCAGGGUGGGUCAAACCGGGCACCCUUACUGCACUGAUGGGAGUCAGUGGAGCAGGUAAGACCACGCUGUUGGAUGUUUUGGCCAGCCGGACUACCAUGGGAGUCAUUACGGGUGAUAUGUUUGUCAACGGCCGAGGCCUAGAUGCCAGUUUUCAGAGAAAAACCGGGUACGUGCAGCAACAGGAUCUCCACUUGGAGACGGCUACUGUGCGAGAGUCGUUGCAAUUCAGUGCUCUUCUCCGCCAGCCUGCCAGCGUUCCUCUCAAGGAGAAGUACGAAUACGUCGAACAGGUCAUAUCCAUGCUGAAGAUGGAAGCCUUUGCGGAGGCCGUGGUUGGUGUUCCCGGGGAAGGUCUCAAUGUCGAGCAACGCAAGCUGCUUACCAUUGGCGUGGAACUGGCGGCAAAGCCCAAACUUCUUCUCUUCCUGGAUGAGCCUACCAGUGGUCUCGAUUCCCAGAGUUCGUGGGCCAUCUGUGCAUUCUUGCGUCGCCUGGCAGACAGUGGACAGGCUGUUCUCUGCACCAUCCAUCAGCCUAGCGCUGUUUUGUUCCAGGAGUUUGAUCGGUUGUUAUUCCUCGCUCGUGGCGGAAAAACCGUAUACUUCGGACCGGUGGGUGAGAAUUCCCGCACGCUGCUCGAUUACUUCGAAUCCAACGGAGCGCCACGUCCCUGCAGCGAGGAGGAGAACCCGGCCGAGUAUAUGCUCGAGAUUGUCAACGAGGGCUCUAAUGUGCACGAGCAAAGUUGGUUUGACGUGUGGAAGCAGAGCAGCGAAAGCCAGGCUGUCCAGGUGGAAAUCGAUCGCAUCCACGAAGAGCAGAAAGGGAAGGCUUUGGAGGAAGCGACCGAGUUGGGCCACUCCGAGUUCGCCAUGCCGUUCUGGUUUCAGCUUUACCAGGUCACCUACCGUGUGUUCCAGCAGUACUGGCGGAUGCCAAACUACGUGGUCGCGAAAUGGGGGCUGGGAGUCUGCGGAGGUCUUUUCAUCGGUUUCUCGUUCUAUCACGCCAAGUCGUCCCUCCAGGGGCUGCAGACGGUGAUCUACUCCAUCUUCAUGCUGUGCUCUCUGUUCCCUUCCUUGGUUCAACAGGCUCAGAUCAUGCCGCUCUUCCUGACGCAACGAGACCUUUACGAAGUCCGCGAGCGUCCCAGCAAAGCGUACUCCUGGAAAGCGUUCCUGAUCGCCAACAUCGUCGUCGAGAUUCCGUAUCAAAUCGUCCUCGGCAUCAUCGUCUUCGCCUGCUACUACUUCCCGGUCGUGGGCAUCCAAAGCUCCGCGCAGCAAGCCACCGUGCUGGUCUUCUGCAUCGAAUUCUUCAUCUACGUCAGCACGUUCGCGCACAUGGUCAUCGUCGCCCUCCCCGACACCGUGACCGCAAGUGCGAUCGUGACUCUUCUUUUCGCCAUGUCUCUAACCUUCUGCGGUAUCAUGCAAGCGCCCUCCGCCCUGCCCGGAUUCUGGAUCUUCAUGUACCGGGCGUCACCCUUUACCUACUGGGCCUCGGCCAUGGUGUCUGUUCAGGUCCACGGUCGCACCGUCGAGUGUUCCACCGCUGAACUGUCCGUCCUGAACCCGCCCUCGGGCCAGACCUGCUCGCAGUAUCUUUCUGAGUAUGCGACUCUCGCUGGCGGGCGGUUGAUGAACCCGAAUGCCACCUCCGACUGCAGCUACUGCGCUGUGGGCACGGCGGACCAGUAUAUCAGCGGCUCGGGAAUCUACUACAGCGAUCACUGGCGCAACUUUGGCAUCUUCUGGGCGUAUAUAUUGUUCCAUGUUGGGGCUACCACGGCUCUGUAUUAUUUGUUCCGGGUCAAGAAUUGGAAGAAGGAUGGGAUGAAGAAGAAGGGGAAGGGGAAGACUGGUGCAUGA
This is a messenger RNA of Aspergillus heteromorphus CBS 117.55, 4461 nucleotides long. RefSeq names its product putative ABC multidrug transporter. The transcript is spliced from 5 exons. Gene Ontology annotation, molecular function: ABC-type transporter activity; ATP binding; ATP hydrolysis activity. The record is from RefSeq and is a predicted model, not a curated record. Gene Ontology annotation, biological process: transmembrane transport. NCBI's taxonomy places the organism in Eukaryota, Fungi, Ascomycota, Eurotiomycetes, Eurotiales, Aspergillaceae. Bases 1 to 4461 code for a protein of 1486 amino acids. Gene Ontology annotation, cellular component: membrane.